Molecule: messenger RNA, 1310 nt
Organism: Musa acuminata subsp. malaccensis (wild Malaysian banana)
Lineage: Eukaryota; Viridiplantae; Streptophyta; Magnoliopsida; Zingiberales; Musaceae
Source: RefSeq, a predicted model, not a curated record
AAGAGCGCGUCAUCCCUGACUCUCUCCAACCCUAGUUCGUCAGAUUUAGUUGGGUCGUGGAGAGGGGCGUCGUCGAUGGCAAGAUCAGUAAGGGGAGGGGGAGGAGGAGGAGGGUGGCGGGGGAUCAGCAACGACGAGGUGGCUGAGGCGGCUGAGCGAUGACGUGCAAGAGUCACCCCAGCGUGUGCAACGCUGGCGUCUGUGCCUCCUGCCUCCGGGAGCGACUUCUCGCCCUCAUCGCCGCCCAGAACGAGUCCUCCAUCAACUACAACUACGGCCGCUGGAGAUCGGACCCACCGUGGCCGCUGCCUCCGCAGCCUCCCCUUGUGUUCCACCGAUCCGUCUCUCCUUACGUCGCCCAUCGCAGGUCCGUCGGAUCCGACGCCUCCCCUGGUCAUCCCCGCCUCCACCACCACUACCAGUGGUUCUUCAGCACCCCCCAGGUAGGCCCAACCUUCAGCGCGGCAUCCGGUUGCGACAGGCUCCGCGAGAUCGACGGCGGGCGGACACAGAGGUUCUCCAUUUUGAGGACCCUGUUUGGGCAUCGCAGGUCGGAGGAGGCGGAGACCGCUUUGGGAGCUCCCAAGAUUUCGGCCUCUGGUUCUUGGUUCUCGGCGCUGAUCCGCGGCCGUUGGAAGAAGAAGAAGAAGUCUCAGCUCUGGUCGGCCGCGGAGGAGGAGGCUCCUCCGCCGUGGAGGGCGCCGAGGUCGUGCCGCGCGGUGAAGAGUGGAAUGUCGCCGGCGAUGGAGAACGAAGACGUCAGCGGGUACUCCAGUGAUGAGUGGCGGCGGUCGAAUUUAAGGCCGAAGCGACAGUUCGCGGCUAACCACGGAGUCGUCGGCGCCGUUUCGGGCUUCUCCAUCUGCCUAAGCCCGCCGGUUAGCUUCGGGCCAGAAGCGCGGCGAAGCCAACCUGCAGAGUCGGGAUUCUCCGGCGUUCUCCGGAGCCCUGGGAACUUGAUCCAACACCGGAACCUGCCCGUAGGAGCUCCGCUCGCGCGGAACCGGUCAAGAAAGUUGGUCGACUUGGGUAGGUUCAAAUGACGGUUUGCCCCUAAUUCUUCCUCGUUAUUACCACGUCGGCCCUGUCAUUUUAAAUUUCUCUUUUCACAAAAUUAGGAACUCUUGUGUAAAAAAAAUGCGGAUAAAAGAAAUUUAAUGAACCACACUACCCCUUAGAAGGCUUCUAAAUAUAUUUCCGACAUCGUUGAACGCUCAAAAUAAGUGGCAAAUGAAAUUAUCCUAUCGAUCUAUAGCGAGGUAUGUAAACGAAGUGAUUAAUGUGCAGGAUUUAUAAUGCAUCUCUUCCAA